AUGAUCAGUAGAGAUGAUAUUUUCAGCUGGUGCCUCGCCGUCGUCGAUAUUUUAGUCAUUAUUAUUUUAUCUGUGGCGUAUUACUGUUAUAUUCAAUACUACGGCGAGCAAAACCUAAAAGACAAGUAUCUGAGCGAGCGGCAGAAGCGCAACCAGCUGAAUCCGAUGAAAGACCUUUUUCAAUUUUUGCUCAAAUACUUCAAUGAAAAUCAAUCCAAAGAAAACCGAAGCAUAGAAAAGGCUUCAAGAAAAUGA
Oikopleura dioica is the source of this 255-nucleotide messenger RNA. NCBI's taxonomy places the organism in Eukaryota, Metazoa, Chordata, Appendicularia, Copelata, Oikopleuridae. The record is from the annotation of a GenBank genome assembly.